CCAACUGGGCAAGCAGCUGGACGAUUAGUAUAAAUACCGGUGGCACUACGUCUAGUUUAUACGACUUUUCAGUCAGUAGUCAAGAAAAUGAAACGCUUUGUCGCUCUUUUGGCACUUGUUGCCUUCGCAAAUGCCGCGUCUGUGGGCCAACCCAUUGAUUCGCACUCCAUCUCAAGCACUAUUGUGGAUGUGAUUGAGGGAAUGAAGGAGCAGAUGCCAUGCGGUUUCCCCGGCGUGGGAAUUCCGCCUAUCGCUCCCUUGAGAAUUAACCACAAAGAAAUCAACAUCGAUACCAGUGCCUUAAAGAUGAAGGGCAGCAUUGAUCACUUCCGUCUCAAUGGUCUUAACGAUUUUGACAUCGACGAAAUGAAGGUCAAUCCCAUUACCAGCAAGGUCACAUACAAGUUCAACUUCCGUGAUGUUAAUGUGGACACCACCUAUGAUAUGGAAAUGCUUCUCAAGAAGUUCGGUUUCACCAUUAAUCUAAUUGGUGCGGGUCAUGCCAAGUUCGCCAUCAAGGAUAUGGUCAUCUGGGGCACAUUGAAAUACUCCCUGGGCGUGCUCACUGGCAAGCUUAAGCUAAAGUCUCUGGAGGUGCGCACCCACCUGGGAGAGGUUGAUUCCGAGAUUGAGGGUCUCCUUGGUGACGGCAGCGUCAACGAGAAAAUGAACGAGUAUCUAGCCGAGGUCGUUGAGACGGUUAUCAAUGAGAACGAGGAUCUGAUCGCUGAGACCAUUGAGAACGUUGCUCUGCCCGCAGUCAACAAUAUUUUGGAUGAUGUGAACAUUACCGAUGUCAUUGGUGGCGGUGAUGGUGAUGGUGAGGGUGGCGAGAAGGAGGCCUGCAUUCCCCCAGAGUUGGACUGGUAAACAAUGUAAAACAUUAUUUUGAUUAAAGUCCUUUUACGAAAAAUAAAA
Molecule: messenger RNA, 918 nt
Organism: Drosophila innubila
Lineage: Eukaryota; Metazoa; Arthropoda; Insecta; Diptera; Drosophilidae
Exons: 2
Coding region: 88-870 (260 amino acids)
Source: RefSeq, a predicted model, not a curated record